Messenger RNA from Aegilops tauschii subsp. strangulata, 750 nucleotides. NCBI's taxonomy places the organism in Eukaryota, Viridiplantae, Streptophyta, Magnoliopsida, Poales, Poaceae. The record is from RefSeq and is a predicted model, not a curated record.
AUGGCGACGGACCCAACUCCUGAGUCCGACUAUCACAACCUCCGUUCGACCGUCUUCAACUCCAAGGUGCAGGAGCUGACUCAGCGGACUGCCGACCUAGGCCAACGCCGCCUUGCAGCACUACCCGGCGAAGCCAACACCGCGCUGCGUGCCAAGGAGGUGGAGUGCGGCAAGCUGGCUAAAGAGCGUGACCGACUGGUUGCGCAACUAGCGGAGCAGGCGGAGCUUCUCAAGAAGGUCCAGAAGGAGGCGGAGAACAAGGAGACCAGCCUCCUUGCUGAGUUCGCGACCGAACGCUCCGCCUGGACCGACAAGGAGGCGAUGCUGACUUCCGGCUUUCACAAGAUUGAAGACAUAGUUGAUGACUUCUUCGCUGGUCAUUCUAACGCCGCCAAUCAGGCCAUUGAAGCUGAUCGCGAAGGACGGAGGGCGGAAGGUGCGCAGAUUGCUGCCAACGCCCCCCGGACCCUUAGCGAGCAGCUCCUGAGCACCGAGGAGGCCCAGGAGGAGCUGGUGACAGUAGAGGAUGGCCUUGUCAAGCGCGCGGCGGCAAUCGCCGAGUAUACUGACACCAGCGUCUUCAUCCCAGAGCGGGCCGAGAACGGCGCCGAGGCGCCACCAGAAUGGUUCGGGCUAAACCCGGAGGACAGCGAGGACUCGGCCGAGGUGAUCAACUCCAGUGGCGAAGAAGAAGACGAGGAGGGGGAGGAAGGCGAAGAGGAGGCGCCACAGUCUCGACGGACUUGUUAA